Messenger RNA from Neodiprion fabricii, 3862 nucleotides. RefSeq names its product ATP-dependent translocase ABCB1-like. Gene Ontology annotation, biological process: transmembrane transport. Gene Ontology annotation, molecular function: ATP binding; ATP hydrolysis activity; ABC-type transporter activity. The record is from RefSeq and is a predicted model, not a curated record. NCBI's taxonomy places the organism in Eukaryota, Metazoa, Arthropoda, Insecta, Hymenoptera, Diprionidae. Gene Ontology annotation, cellular component: membrane. Bases 24 to 3839 code for a protein of 1271 amino acids. The transcript is spliced from 19 exons.
CAGUCGACAUUGACAAAACAAUCAUGAAGAGUUCUAAAAAAUUGAAACUAACUCUGCCAGAUGAAAAACGUGCAACUGAAUUUCCUAACACAGAUCCCAUUAAAAUAACAGGGUUUCGAAUUAACGAACACACAAUUGAUGGAACUGAGAAAAGCCAAACAAUAGAGUUAACGAAACCCACAAAAUACCGACCAAUUGCAUAUUACAAGUUGUACAGAUACACUAAUGCUUUGGACAAGUUUCUUCUCAUUAUUGGUGGCAUUUGUGCCAUCGCCACUGGAUGUUGUGCACCAAUUAAUACACUGCUAUUUGGCCAGCUCGUCGGAGCAGUGGUAGAUGCAACGCUAACUGCUGAUUCCACAGGGCUCAUGGAUGCAGUUAUAUUAUUUUCGAUAGGGAACGUCAGUGUCGCUACUUUCUUGCUAAUAUUUUCUUAUGUGAGCAUUGUUAUCUACAAUUACGUUGGGCAACGUCAGAUAUACCGAAUCCGGAACAUGUACUUUCAAUCUGCUUUGCAUCAAGAGGUUUCAUGGUAUGACUUGAACCCAAGUAGCGAUAUAGCAAGCAGAUUGGCGGAGGAUAUAACUAAACUAGAAGAUGGAAUCUCGGAAAAGGCCGUUAUGUUCAUCCACAAUAUGAGUUCUGUUGUGAGCUGCUUUGUACUAGGAUUUGUAAGGGGAUGGGCACUCGCUCUAGUCUGUCUCGUCACAUUCCCUAUCGCAGUCCUAAUAAUGGAGACAAUUAUGAGGAUAACUUCUCGGUUGUCCCGCCACGAAAUUGAAGCGUACGCCAAAGCAGGAACAAUUGCUGAAGAAGUACUAUCAGCAAUGCGCACUGUGGUUGCAUUUGAAGGGCAAAAGCUAGAACUCAAAAGAUAUGCCGAAAAUUUGUCGUAUGCGUAUUAUAACAACGUAAAGAAAGGUUUUUUUUCUGGCCUGGGGUUUGGAUUAUCGUGGAUCUUCAUAUAUUCUAACUAUGCAUUAUCAUUUUGGUUUGGCGUUGGACUUGUUAUCGAAGAAAGAGAUCUUGAUGAGAGUGAACAAACUUAUAAUGCUGCUAAUAUGAUCACAAUAUUCUUUGCCAUCCUGAUGGGUUGCCAAAACUUCGGAACAGCUUCGCCAUUUAUUGACGCUUUUGGAACCGCUAAGGCAGCAGGUUCUAAAAUUUUUGCUGUUAUUGAGAGAAACUCUUCUAUUAACAGCUUGUCGAAUGAUGGUAAUAAACCAAUGGAGAUAAAUGGACAAAUCGUGUUUAAAAAUGUUCUUUUCAAAUAUCCUUCAAGACCAAAUGUUGAGGUAUUGAAGAGUUUAAACCUCAGGAUCAAUCCUGGAGAGACUGUGGCAUUAGUAGGUGGAUCAGGAUGCGGUAAAUCAACUUGUAUUCAGCUUUUACAAAGAUUCUACGAUCCGUCCGAGGGGCAAAUUCUCUUGGAUGGGCAUGACUUGAAAGAUCUGAAUGUGUCAUGGUUGAGAAGUAACAUAGGAGUUGUUGGUCAGGAGCCUGUGCUAUUUGGUACAACUAUUGCUGAGAAUAUUCGUUAUGGAAAAAUUGAUGCGACUGACGAAGAGAUUACUGCUGCAGCUAAGAAGGCAAACGCUCAUGAUUUCAUCAUAAAAUUGCACAAGGGAUAUGAUACAUUGGUUGGUGAAAGGGGAGCUCAAAUUUCAGGUGGACAAAAACAAAGAAUCGCAAUAGCCAGAGCGAUUGUACGAAACCCAAAGAUCUUGCUCCUUGACGAAGCUACAUCGGCUCUAGAUACACGCAGUGAAGCAAAAGUACAAGCUGCACUUGAUAAGGCAAGUGAAGGAAGAACUACAAUUAUUGUAGCGCACAGACUAUCUACAAUAAGAAGUGCAGAUAAAAUUAUUGUACUUUCUAAAGGCUUAGUGGUAGAGCAAGGGAAUCACAAUGAAUUAAUGGCAUUCAAAAAACAUUACUAUGAACUUGUAACUACGCAGAUAUAUGAAAGCGAAGAAGCUGACGGGGCAAAUAUCUUACUCAGUUAUGCAAAGGAUAACGACAGUGAUGACGAAGAUGAUCAAAAAAUUGUUACGAAUGUAAAGGAUUUUGAAACAGAAGCUAUAGACACAGGGAACAUCUCUAUCAGGAACGUUAUAAAAUAUAACAUGCCUGAAAUUCAUUAUAUUAUUAUCGCAUGUUUGGCAUCUAUUAUUGUCGGCUGUGCUCCACCAGUAUUUGCUAUCCUGUUUGGUGAUAUAAUCGGAGUUUUAUCAUAUUCUGAUACUGAGCAAAUUAGAAGCGAAUCCAACGUUUAUUGUCUAUACUUCGUAGGUAUUGGUUUCGCAAUUGGGAUUGUAACUUUCAUACAGAUAUUUCUUUUUGACUUCGCUGGUGAACGACUAACGAUGCGUAUGCGUGAGUUAGCUUUCGGUGCAAUGUUAAAGCAAGAAAUGGCUUGGUUUGACGAUACUAAUAAUGGAACUGGAUCUCUGUGUGCAAAACUAUCUGGCGAAGCUGCUGCUAUACAAGGUGCAACUGGACAGCGAAUCGGUGUCCUAAUACAGUCAGUCAGUACAAUCACGCUCGGUCUGACCAUUUCCAUGUAUUAUGAGUGGCGAUUGGGACUGGUUGGUCUUGCAUUUAUGCCAUUUAUUCUCGCUACUAUUUAUAUGCAAGGUAUCAUGAUGGCACACGAAGCUCUGAAGUAUCAGAAAUCCUUGGAAGAUUCUACAAAGAUUGCGGUUGAAGCAGUGACCAACAUUCGUACAGUCGCUGGACUUGGCAGGGAGGAAACUUUCCAGCUGGCAUAUGCAGAGGCAAUGAAUCCAUCUUUCCAACUUGCUAAAAGAAAUACCCACUAUCGUGCUUUGGUAUUUGCCUGUGCCAGGUCUAUUGUUUUAUAUGCGUUUGCUGUUGUUAUGUGGUAUGGCGGGACGCUAAUUAAUAACGAAGGACUAGACUAUCCCAUAGUUUUCAAGGUUGCCCAAGCUCUCAUCAUGGGCACUGUGAUGGUCGCUAAUGCAUCAGCCUUCGCACCAGAUUACCAAAAGGGUUUAAUUGCAGCUGCCAAAGUUUUUGCGCUAUUUAACAGAAAACCAAAGAUCGUGGAUCCAGCUAACCCCCAAGAAACGAAGCAGACUGACAUGGGUAAAGUCGAAUACAACUCAGUUACAUUCGAGUAUCCGACUAGACCAGGAGUCACAAUUUUAAAAGCUUUAGAUCUUGAUGUUCCUUCCGGAAAAACAAUUGCCUUAAUUGGAUCAAGUGGAUGUGGCAAAAGCACAAUUAUUCAAUUGCUUGAACGAUUUUAUGAUCCAAAUUCAGGCACUGUUGAACUGGAUAACACAGAUAUUUCAUCUGUGACCCUUGUUUCCUUGAGAUCUAAUUUAGGGAUAGUAUCACAAGAACCAUCGUUGUUUGCCCGCACAAUUGCCGAAAACAUUGCCUACGGCGAUAAUUCACGACAAGUUCCGAUGGUAGAUAUUAUCAGCGCCGCUAAAAAAGCCAAUAUACACGAGUUCAUCCUGUCUCUUCCGCUCGGAUAUGACACCAAGCUCGGUACUAAAGGUACACAGAUUUCCGGAGGUCAAAAACAAAGAAUAGCUAUCGCCAGAGCUUUAAUAAGGAAUCCCAAAGUUCUUUUGCUUGAUGAAGCAACCUCUGCUCUCGAUAUGGAAAGUGAGAAGAUUGUUCAAGCAGCACUGGAUGAAGCGAAAGAAGGUAGAACUUGUAUAACUAUCGCACACAGACUUUCUACUAUCCAAGAUGCAGACAAGAUAUGUGUAUUGGACCAAGGUGUUGUAGUGGAAAGUGGAACGCAUACAGAGCUCGUUGCUAAAAAAGGACUGUACUACAAAUUACGUAUGUUACAGGGAUGAGAAAUAAAGGGUUGCAUUUAUAA